Molecule: messenger RNA, 5888 nt
Organism: Myxocyprinus asiaticus (Chinese sucker)
Lineage: Eukaryota; Metazoa; Chordata; Actinopteri; Cypriniformes; Catostomidae
Exons: 8
Coding region: 4251-4967 (238 amino acids)
Source: RefSeq, a predicted model, not a curated record
GUACUCCCCCUCAUGCCAUCCCACGUGUAUAUGACUUUCAUUCUUUGGCUGAACACAAAUGAGGAUUUUAAGAAGAAUACUUCAGCAAUGUAGCUCCAUAUAAUGCAAGUGAAUGGUGACCAAAACUUUUAAACCCGCCAUGCGAGGAGCGGACGUGUGAGCAACGAGCUCUGCGCACUUUGCUGGUUUUUAAUUAUUUUUGUGUUAUAAUCCGGUGAGAUUUGAUACACCCUGCUACAUAUUUACUCUUUGAAGUCAAUAUGUUAAAAAAUUCCAAAUCCUCAGGCUCUGGAGAUAUUAAAAGACACUUACUUCACCCCUUGAGUUCACUAGUUCGAAUCCCAGGGCGUGCUGAGUGACUCCAGCUAGGCCUCCUAAGCAACCAAAUUGGCCCGGUUGCUAGGGAGGGUAGAGUCACAAGGGGAAACCUCCUCGUGAUCGCUAUAAUGUGGUUCGUCCUCGGUGGAGCGCGUGGCGAGUUGAGCAUGGUUGCCAUGAUGGAUGGCGUGAAGCCUCCACACGCGUUAAUCACAACAUUUCUUGUUCCCAGAAUUUGCGAGUUCGACAAAAGAGAAACGUGAUCGAGAAACUCUUUCGGAAGAUCGCUUUUGCACUGAUGUUCCCGGCCAAACUGAGAAUAGAGACUAAGGUCUAACUUUAUGCCCCAAGCAAGCACUGUCCUUCAUAAAAAAUAUUGGAGUAAGCCAUUUUGUGUUUCUCAUGUGAGUGGACUGACUCGCUGUAUAUAGACUCGACUGUCUAAGGGAGCUGGGUGCCAUUUUUCUUUCUUUUUGUGUUGGUUCCACCUAGCGACUGGAGUUUUGUGUUUUGUGGCAUGACACUCCUUCAAGAAUCUUUUGCAUUGACGGAAGAUCGCUUUUACACUGAAGUUCCUAGCCAGUGAUAAGGAUGACCGCAAAAUAUCUACAUGCCUUCAACAAGCGAUGUCUUUUAUAGAGUUGAUGGGCUGAGGAAUCAUGGUGUGUUUCUUAUGUGGCCUCUAAGGCAACUUGACUUGUUAACUAUACAACUGACCGUCCGAGGAACCAGGAUGCCCAUUUUGUUUGUUUUUGUGCUAGUUCCGCCUAGUGGCUGGAGUUUGUUUUGUGGAGGAACAUUCCUUCGGACAGUUGUGGAUGAAUCUGCUUGUUCUUUGUGCUUAUGCCUUCUAUUGGCUGGAGUUUGUUUUAUAGAUUUUCUUCUGUUAUGUAAUUUUGCCUCACAAAAUUUGUAUAGAAGCACCGGGCUUGAGCAAUUCGACGGCAAAGUUGUCGCGGGGACUCUCGUAGGUGUACAGGGACUCUUUGAGUUUAGAGGGAUCGACGCCGGUUGGCGCUGUUGUGCACGGGGUUAAUGCGCACGUUUUUCUUUAUUCUGUUUUUGUUCAGGGGUAUGUUUGGGGUUUUAUUGUUGCACUGUUCAACUAAUGUUGAAAUGUGGUCUUUAUAAUUUUGUUUUGACACACAAUUUAUUUUUUACAUCAAAAUGUCAAAUGUUAAUAUGAGUGGACUGUCUCUCUCCACAUGGAAUGUGAAUGGGUUGGGGCACCCCAUAAAAAGAAGGAAGGUUAUUUCUUUUCUUAAAUGUAAGAAAUAUGAUAUUGUGUUUCUUCAAGAAACUCAUCUUUGCCCACAGGAAGCUGGAAAAUUUGGGAAGAUAUGGGGUGGACAUGUUUUCUUUAGUGCUGGCUCAAGUAAAAGCAGGGGAGUCAUUAUAUUGAUAAAUAACCACCUACAAUUCAAAUUUCUCAAACAGAUUAAUGAUAAAUUGGGAAGAGUCAUUAUUGUUUUAGCUGAAAUUCAGGGGCAAAAUCUGAUUUUGGCUAAUAUUUACGCACCUAAUGCUGAUGAUCAGGGCUUUUUUAUAGAUCUUGAAGGGAUGUUGCAAACCGUUGGCACCCCUCAUGAUAUAAUAUAGGGAGAAGACUUUAAUCUAUUGAUGGACUCAGUCCUUGAUCAUAGUGAAGCAAAAGUGUGUAAGCCCCCUAGAGCAACAUUGACACUUCACAGGAUGUGUAAAAAAUCUUGGUCUUACAAAUAUUUGGAGACUUUUGAACCCAUCUGGUAGGGACUAUACAUUUUUUUUUCAUCAGUCCAUAAGAUUUUUCUAGAAUAGAUUUUUUUAAAUAUCUAAAUCCCUCAUUUCAUCUGUUGUUGACUGCUCAAUUGGAAACAUUUUAGUCUCAGAUCACGCCCUGGUGAGUUUAGAGGUGUUGCCACAUAUGCAGAAAGAGAAAUCAUACAGUUGCCGCUUUAAUGUAUCCCUUUUGCAAAAUCCUGAUUUUCAACAAAUAUUAAAGGCUGAAAUCAAUGUUUAUAUGGAGACCAACUGGUCCUCAGUAUCCUCUGUAGGUGUGGCUUGGGAGUCGGAUCAUAGGGAUCAUGGUUCUUAGUGGUCGGAUCAUACAGUAUGCCUCAUUCAUCAAAAAAUCCAAAGCACGAGAACUUGUGGAGUUGGAAGGAAAUAUUAAAAAUGCCGAGGCAGAGCUGAAGCACCGAAUGUCGUCUGAUGGCCUCAGAGAAUUGACCCGAUUGAAAUACAGAUAUAAUACUAUUUUGUUGCGGACGGUGGGGUUUUGGUUAUUCAAGACAGUCUUCAAGACAAACUUUUGGCUAGAUAUAUAAAGCAGAGAGAGUCUUUUUCUACCAUUCCAUCAGUGAAAUCUGCUGGUGGUGAAAUAUUUACCUCGGCCACUGAUAUUUAUAAUGCCUUUAAAGAGCCUUUAAUGAAUCUUGACCUUUGUAGUUUCACGUCUUCAUCUACUGAUGAAGAUAUUAGAAAAUUUGUGGAACCAUUAGAACUCCCUAAAUUGACGACUGAGCAAAACAAUUCUCUUGAUUCUGAGAUAACCUUGGAGGAGCUUGACAAGGUAAUUAAGGCCUUACCUACAGGCAAGUCUCCGGGGCCUGAUGGUUUUGCCGCUGAAUUUUUUAGAUCUUAUGCUGCAGAAUUGGCUACACUUUUGUUAGAAGUUUAUACGGAAUCAUUAAAGAAUGGAAAGCUUCCCCCAACCAUGACACAAGCCCGGAUCAGUCUGAUUCUUAAAAAGGACAAAGAUCCAAGGGAGUGUAAGAGUUAUCGUCCAAUUUCCCUGAUCCAGCUAGACGUAAAAAUUUUGUCAAAAAUUCUGGCUAACCGAUAGAGUAAAGUUAUGACAUCUCUUAUACAUAUAGAUCAGGUAGGGUUUAUUCGGGACCACAGCUCUUCUGAUAACAUUAGGCGUUUCAUCAAUAUUAUGUGGUCAGUGGUGAAUGAUCAGACUCCGGUCGCUGCCAUCUCACUUGAUGCCGAAAAGGCAAUUGAUAUGGUAGAAUGGGAUUAUCUUUUUUAGAUUUUGGAAAUAUAUGGGUUAUUGGAUGGAUUAACCUACUUUACAGACACCCUGUAGCGGUGGUACAAACAAAUGGAUUCAUUUCAGAUUAUUUUACUCUGGAUAGGAGCACCCGGCAGGGUUUCCCUCUUUCCCCAUUAUUGUUCUGUCUUGCCCUGGAAACAUUAGCAGCCGCGAUAAGAAAGGAGGAUGAUUUUCUAGGGGUGGUGGCGGGAGGUGUGGUGCAUAAACUUUUGCUUUACGCAGAUUAUAUUUUAUUAUUCGUCUCCGACCCUACUAGAUCUAUGCCUUGCCUCCACAGAAUUAUCAAUUCCUUUUCUACAUUUUCGGGAUACAAAGUUAAUUGGUCUAAAUCCGAAGCUUUUUCUCUGACAGCGUACUUCCCAGUAACGGAUUUUCAGCCGGGCGCCUUUCAAUGGCCCAAACAGGGCUUUAAGUAUUUGGGUAUUUUAUUCCCAGCAAAUUUAUGUGAUUUAGUCAGAGUUAAUUUUGACCCUUUAAUAAAAAGGUUUUCGAGCGAUGUGGGCAGGUGAGCCUCAUAUGAUUGGGAAGGUUAAUGUUAUAAAAAUGAAUUGUAUUCCAAAAUUUAACUACCUAUUACAGUCUCUCCCAAUUGAAAUUCCCCUCUUCUAUUUUAAACAAUUUUAUAGUAUAGCUAAAUCCUUUAUCUGGAAUGGCAAACGUCCUCAAAUGCAUUCUAACAAGUUACACAGGCCAACUGACAAAGGUGGGUUGGGUCUCCCCAAGAUUUUGUUUUACUAUUAUGCUUUUGGUCUCAGACAUUUGGCGCAUUGGUCGCUUCCGCCUGAGAGAGCCCCUCCCUGGCUCUUUAUAGAACAGGAGGUCCUUGCCCUUAUCUUGCCAUUGCAAUGUCUUUCUACCAAGCUGCCCGGAGAAGACACAUCCCGUUAUCUCACACAUGCAGUUAGUGUGGACAAAAGUUUCCCGCAUGCUCAAUUCGGACAUUUACAUGAACGUUGCCAGAAGUAUUUGGUUAAACACUAAAUUGUGUAUUAACAAGUCCCCCUUUUGCUGGACAGAAUGGAUUGAGAAGGGAGUUGCUACGCUGGGUGACCUGUAUGAAAAUGGAGCAUUGAGAUCCUUUGAAAAUAUUAUACAGCGGUUUGGGAUUCCCAGAGCUCAAUUCUUUAGAAAAAGAAAAGUCAUACACAUCUGGGAUGGCAUGACGAAGAUUGAAAGUCUUACACAUCUGGGAUGGCAUGAGGAGGAGAUCUCUAUCAUAAUCAAUGCCAACAGUUCCAGAUCAGCAGGUUUUAAACCUGGCUCACUUAAAUCACCUUUCAUUCAGAGUUCAGACUUCACCCCCAGAUUCAAUGUCCCUAUUUUCACAGAAGAAUUUCUGGACCAAAACAAAGUGCGAAAAGCAGAGCUGCGACGAAUGCGCAAAGCCAAUGUGGAGUUUGGGAGCAGAAUGCCGUGCUGCAGAAGUACAUUGCCGACAUGUUUAGCACCAAAGAGUGACUGGAAGUUGAGUUGGGCCAGGAUGAGCUACGCAUACAGGCUCUACAGUGCCACCUACAGGCGAUUAUACAGACACUGGUCAGCAGCCUGGCCACUGUGCCCCUACCAGGCACGGACAAGAACCCGUCCAUUGGAACACUGGACUCAUACCUGAGUCGAUUGAGUGGUGCUUUGGAAAGCAGGCCUCACGAGCAUUGUGCCUUAGUCCUCAAGCUACAAGAGCUCCUAGCUCACCUAGACAGUGAGAAGCUUUGAAAAAAAUAUCUACAGCUGUGAUGGUGAUGGCCUGGAACUCCUAUGCACUGGCUUGAACUGCCUCACAUUGUGUAACAUACAGUGCAAUACAGUUUAUUGGACAUUUUUCAAAAGGGUAACUGGCCUAUAAGCCAGUUCGUAACUCAGGAGCUGGCAGAUUGUAAAGUUAUUGACAUCAAUAACAUAAUAAAUCAGAUUUUUGCAAUUUUAAUAUUUCGAGCGACUCAUGAGAAGUCUGUUUGGCAAGAAGGCGCUCCAUGGAAAAAAACUUGGAAAGCAUGGUUUAACUGCAAGCUAUAUUUAUCAAAAUAAUAUUCUCUUUACUUACAUAUAGUAAUGUGAUAUCAAUGCGCAGCAUUUCUUAUUGGGUGACCAGAAACCUUGCUGCUUGCAUAGUGCCGUGGGUUGCAAGAAGCUCCUGUGCCAUAUGUUUUACUCUAAACUAUGCGAGUAUCAUAAUUAAAAAAAAAUUCUACAUCAAAAUUUGCUAAUCAAGUUUGUAUUUACCUUUUGAACAGUUGGCAUUCUACAGGGUGAUUAAUUCUAGCAUUAAAAUAUUUUGGGUAUGAGAGUUUACACUGUUUUAAUGAUGCACUUUAAUGGAUUUUUUUGGAUUGUAUGAAUGUUAUUUUAAUAUGAAAUAAACUUUUUUUGUGAAGGAAGCAAAAAAUAAAAUCUGGCAACAAUUAGUCUGAUAAACAUCUUUUUUAUGAGUGCUUUAGUAAUCUUGAGAUAUAUAGAUAAACUUUUCCUUUGACAUACUGUACAUUCUUUUCUUCAUUAUUCAAUUAUGUCAUUCGUAUCCAGUAGAGGGUGGCAU